GCAACCCCGAGUUCAGGAGACGUUGCCUCUGGCUCCGACGUCGAAAGGGGGCUUCACUCCGCCCGUCAACUGUACCACCAAAUUCAAUACCUGUCAACAUUUCUGUCACUCUACUUCGCGGCACGACAAGAAGCGGUUUUAUCAUCCAAGCGACCUUACAGCUUUGUUCAGGGAAAUCUGUCCACUUUCCAACAGACGCCCAGCCAUCGUACAAAAAGGACCGAGGAGCCUACUCCGUAAACUUCAAAAAGCAUAUCAGGUCCAACUGUUAACAUCCAUCAGUCAAACAGCACGACGCGACGCUGUUGAACGCGUCUCACAUCUGGUCACGAAACAAUCCUGUCCAUUCCCCUCCAAGUCCCGCAUCAUGGCUCAAACUCCCACCCAACGCCGCGCCAACGAAAAACAUGCCAAAUCCGUCGAAAAGCGCAUGGGCAAGCCCGAGUCGAGCUUCAAGAAGAAGGAAACCAAAAAGUCUCCCGUCGGGGUUGCCGCUGUUGUCCUCCUGGUCUUCGUGGUCGUCGCCCCACUCUUGAUCGAGCAAUUAAAACUUCUCCCGCAGGGCUGGAACUUCAUCAUGAGUCUACUGGCCAAGGUUGGCUUGGUGUCGAAAUGAAUUGAGCGCUGCAACGACGGACCUUUUCUUCGUCAAACUGUUUAUCUGCGGGUCGAGUGCUCGAGCUCGCGGAGGAAUCCGGCUGGAAAUUCGAAUGACUGCAAUCGAACGCCAAAUGAAUGGCGUGUGAGCAAGCCUCUUUACCUGAUGGUGCUAGAAAAUACUGUACACAUUAGACUAAGACUAUCAAUAGUUGCACAGGCUAUGCACUCUGUCUCCAGACGACCGCCCACUGACAGCUUCUUUAGUAAGG
Messenger RNA from Exophiala xenobiotica, 869 nucleotides. RefSeq lists its product as uncharacterized. Bases 368 to 616 code for a protein of 82 amino acids. Gene Ontology annotation, cellular component: endoplasmic reticulum. The transcript is spliced from 3 exons. The record is from RefSeq and is a predicted model, not a curated record. Lineage: Eukaryota; Fungi; Ascomycota; Eurotiomycetes; Chaetothyriales; Herpotrichiellaceae.